AUGCACAUCGACUUUGCUUCAUUAGAGAAUAAAGCGGAACUGACAGGCAUCAAGUGGCGUAGGUAUAACUUUGAAGGUCAUGGAGAUUGUGGACCUAUUAUCUCAGCUCCUGCUCAAGAUGACCCAAUUCUCCUGAGUUUCAUCCGAUGUCUACAGGCCAAUCUGUUGUGUGUCUGGCGCCGUGAUGUCAAACCAAAUUGUAAGGAGCUGUGGAUAUUCUGGUGGGGAGAUGAGCCAAACCUAGUAGAUGUAAUACACCAUGAGCUGCACAUGGUAGAAGAGGGACUGUGGGAGAAUGGGCUUUCAUAUGAGUGCAGAACGCUACUUUUCAAGGCGAUCCACAACCUGUUGGAAAGAUGCCUAAUGGACAAAAACUUUGUAAGGAUUGGGAAAUGGUUCAUCCGGCCAUAUGAAAAAGAUGAAAAGCCUAUUAACAAAAGUGAGCAUUUGUCCUGCGCCUUCACAUUCUUCCUCCAUGGGGAAAGUAAUGUGUGUACGAGCGUGGAGAUUGCUCAGCACCAGCCAAUCUACCUUAUCAGUGAGGAGCACCUUCAUAUGGCCCAAACCUCUCCUAUGCCUUUUCAAGUGUUGAUCAGUCCGUAUGGGUUAAGUGGUACUUUGACGGGCCAAGGUUACAAGAUGUCAGACCCAGCAACCAGGAAAUUAAUUGAAGAAUGGCAGUAUUUUUAUCCCAUGGUGCUGAAGAGGAAGGAGAGUGUGAAAGAAGAAGAACUGGGAUACGAUGACGAUUUUCCAGUGGCAGUCGAAGUCAUAGUUGGUGGUGUCCGAAUGGUGUACCCUUCCGCCUUUGUUCUUAUCUCUCAAAAUGACAUUCCUGUGUCUCAGAGCACUUCCACACCAGGAAGCCACAGCAGUGUGGCACAACAAGGAGCCGGAAACUUGAAAGACACCAGCAGUUGUGGAAUGUUACUCACACCACCCACUUCUCCGGAGCAGACCAUCAUAGGUGAAAGUGGAGGCAUUCCAAGCAUAAUUAAUCAUUCAGCAGCACCAGAUGGAAUGGUCACUAUGCAGAGUCCAAAAAAAUCAGGGAAGAUUCCUCCAAAAUUCCAGAACUGUAUGGUCCACAGAGUUUGGAAGGAGUGCAUUCUCAACAGGACACAGUCCAAAAGGAAUCCAGUUCCUGCUACCAAUGUGGAGGAAGAUGCCCCCAUCAACUGUGUUUCUUGGGAUUUUGUGGAUCCAGCCCAAAGAGUCCCGUGCUCUUGUUCCAGGCACAAGCUCCUCAAGCAACGCUGUGCUGUCGGUUCAAGCCGUCCACCAACGCUAUCGCAGCCAGGGUUUGGUGUGGGAACUUCAUCCUCUUCCACCUUACCACCUCCUGCCUCUAAGCACAAAACCACAGAGAGGCAGGAGAAACUGGAGAAAGUUCAGAAGAGGUCGCUGCUGCCGUUUCAUCAUCGUCCCUCUGUCACUGAAGAGCUGUGUAUGGAGCAGGACCCUUCAGGACAGAAGUUGGCCUUGGCAGGGAUGGAACCCGCCUUGGAAGCUGCUAGUGGUAGGAAAUAUGAGAAGCAGCUUUCCCUGCCUCCUCGACACCCAAGCAAGCAAACCAAUUCGAAUCCUAUGGAUUCUCCCCGUUCCCCCAUAUCUCCUCUGCCUCCAACACUCAGCCCCCAGCCAAGGGGACAGGAAGCCGAUAGUUUGGACCCACCAUCUGAUCCUGUGAAUCCAGCCCUCUACAGCAAUGGGUUAGAACUUCAGCCAAUGGCUAGCACUGAGGAUAGGACAGUCCUUGUGGGCCAAAGGUUGCCUCUGAUGGCUGAAGUCAGUGAGACAGCUUUGUAUUGUGGAGUUGUACACAACCAGGAGUCAUCAAACAAAUGGCAGGGAUAUUCUCUUCCUCUACACAGUGAUCUAGAAUUCAGGCCUCCGGAACUCCAAUGCGAGAUAUAUGAUGUCAAGAUGGAUGUUGCAUCUGAAAACAGUGCACUGAAAAGGCUCUUAGCACAACCUAAUAAAAGAUUUAAAAUCCUGGAGGAAACCCUACUUGUUCCAGCCGUGAAUUAUCUUGACCCCUUGCCUCUAAUUCCUCAAUCUGGCGAAUGCUUGGGAGAUGCUACUGAUCCGUACACAUUUCAGGAUGGCGACAUCAAAUACAGCUUCACGGGCUCUAAAAAAUGCAAACUUGGGACUGAUAGAGAAUCUCUGAAGAAGAAUAAGCCAGAAGAUGGAACUGCAGCUAAAGAGUUAUCUUCAGGAGGCCACUCUACCACCCUGCCGGAUGGGAAAGAUGCAAUGUCCAUCUUCAGUUCUGCACCUAAGACAGAUACUCGGCAAGAUAAUUCUGCUGGCCGAGCUGGUUCAGGUAGCCUAACACAAGUAACCGACUUGGCUCCAUCUCUCCAUGAUUUGGAUAAUCUCUUUGAUAAUUCAGAUGAAGAUGAGCCUGGCGCUGUCUCCCCUCCCCUCCGAUCAUCAAAAAUGCCACCGGUGGGAACCGAAGAGCGCCAUCUGAGCAAGGAUGGGAGGACAGCAGUUCCUUAUCCUCCAACUGUUGCAGAUCUGCAGAGGAUGUUCCCAACACCACCCUCCUUGGAACAGCACCCUGCUUUUUCGCCUGUCAUGAGCUACAAAGAUGGUAUCAGCUCCGAGACCGUGACUACGCUAGGGAUGAUGGAAAGCCCGGUGGUCAACAUGGUUGCGACUCAACUCACAGAAUUUAAAAUGGAGGUGGAAGAUGGUUUGGGCAGUCCAAAGCCGGAAGAAGUCAAGGAUUUUUCCUUUGUGCACAAAGUGUCCACCUUUCAGCCCUUUAUGGGCUCUUCCAUGUUCGCCCCUUUGAAGAUGCUACCAAGCCAGUGCCUGCUACCGCUGAAAAUUCCAGAGGCCUGCGUCUAUCGGCCUUCUUGGGCUAUUCCUCCCAAAAUUGAGCAACUUCCUUUACCGCCCACGGCUGCUUUCAUCAGAGAUGGUUACAAGUAAGUGCAGCAAGGAAAUGGUAUUUUCAAACUGGGCCUCGGUUCUCUUUCUUGGUUUGUUUCUCAAGCUAAGAUUUUCCUUCUCAUCCGUGAACUUUACUUUGCUGUAACAAGGUGGAGAGGAGACUAUUUAACAAGGCGCAGUGGUCUGGCAUCACUUUUGCAGUGAGAGUGUGAGAGUGUUCAUGGUAAAAUCCUAUUGGUGUAGGUGCAGCCUUAGGGAGAUCAGUUUCUUUUUCUCUCUUGCCCAAAGGAGGGAUGAGUGAUUUCUUACGUCCUGUAAUCGUCAGGCCCU
Molecule: messenger RNA, 3237 nt
Organism: Python bivittatus (Burmese python)
Lineage: Eukaryota; Metazoa; Chordata; Lepidosauria; Squamata; Pythonidae
Source: RefSeq, a predicted model, not a curated record